AUGAAUAUGAAAGUAACCGAUAUUAAUGACUGUAAAACACUGUAUUAUAAGUGUGAUGAAUGUGAUUCAAAAAUACUUUUAUUUGAUUUAAUUGGACUUAACUUUAAAAUGGACAUUUGUGAAUUAUUAAAGAAAACAUUUAUUUUUACAGGAAUCGAUCAUAAAAGAAAUGAAUUCUUUGAUCUAGAAAAAAGUGAGGAGAUUGAAUUUGUUUUAAAAUCAAAAGAGCUUGAGUUUUUAUGGAAUAUGUUAUCAAUUAUAGUAGGUAACAUUUACGAUGAAAAUUAUACUAAAUUAGGCGGUGAUGAUAUUAAAGUACAGGUAGUAGAUGCGCCGUUCUUUAAAUAA
This is a messenger RNA of Hepatospora eriocheir, 348 nucleotides long. The record is from the annotation of a GenBank genome assembly. Lineage: Eukaryota; Fungi; Microsporidia; Hepatosporidae.